Messenger RNA from Brugia malayi, 405 nucleotides. RefSeq names its product Transthyretin-like family protein. The transcript is spliced from 3 exons. The record is from RefSeq and is a predicted model, not a curated record. Gene Ontology annotation, cellular component: cell surface. NCBI's taxonomy places the organism in Eukaryota, Metazoa, Nematoda, Chromadorea, Rhabditida, Onchocercidae. The coding region runs from base 1 to 405 and encodes 134 amino acids.
AUGCUAAUAUUAAAAGUAACAGGAUUUACACUGUUAUUGGUAGCGUUUGCAUACUGCAAAAUGCAAACAAUGACAGUAAGAGGACAAGUGGCAUGCAGUGAUAAAUCGGCUAUUAAUGUUCAUAUUGAAUUACGUGAAGCGGAUACAUGGGACCCUGAUGAUUCACUUUCUGCAACUCAUUCCGAUCGAAACGGACGCUUUGAAGUGAGUGGACAGGAAGAUGAAAUAGGCAGUAUUGAGCCUUAUUUGCGCAUUACUCAUAGCUGUAAUGAUGGUGUUAUCGAUCCGAAAUGUAGGAUUGUGGACGAUUAUCAAAUUCCAAAAGAAUACAUCAAUGACAUCUAUAAUAUGGGUAUCGUUAGUUUGAAUAUCGCUCAAGAAGGCAGAGAGAAGAAGUGUAUUUAA